UACAAGACGAAUGUAGAAAGAGAAAAUUUUUUUUAAAUUUUACCAAUUAUUUACUGUCUCACAGUUUACAGCAACAGCAAUGAAAGUCAUUUUUGCUCUAUUAUUUUUUGUGUGCUUCACAAAUCUCUACUUAUCCGCCUCGGCUGCUCCAAUAGAAUCACCUACUACAAAUGAUGGUGAUGAUUCCGAUACAAAGAAUGAAAUUUAUUCUCUUCUUAAAGGAUUAUUAGAAGAAUAUUUUCCAAUUGAGGGUAUAAUACCGUCGUCUGAUGGAAUAAAGAGUUAUCUACGAACAGUGAUUCAAGCAAUAAAUAAUCUCAUCGAAACCUUGGGUAAUGUUACCGAAAAGAAUGUUCAAGAAUCAGCAAAAAAUUUAUAUGGAAAAUUAAAAGAUGAAAAAUUAGUAAAGACAGCUGUGACUGCAAUUUUAAAUGUCUACAUUGGUAUUAAAGAUAAUAUAAAUAAUGUUACGGAUUCAACACGUCAAAGAGCAGCAGAAAUUGUAACAGGUAUAAAAAAUGGAGUAGAUGAACUUAAGGAACCUGCAAUUCAGUUAGCUGAUAAAGUAGUCGGUGAUAUAAAACGUAACAUUGAAAAUAUAAAAGAACCGACAGAAGAAAAAGUGAAAAACAUAGUAAAUGAUUUUCAACAGAAAUUAUCUUCUUAUGAAGAUCCAGCAAAGAAAAAAAUUAAGGAAUUAAUAAAUGAUGUUUCGAAUGUUCUAAAAGCUAUUCUUGACGGUCCUCUUAGUGAAGCGAAUAAUGAUCUUCAAACAGAUUUAAAUGUACCAAUAUAGAUGGUGGGAGUACCAGAAAUGGUAAAAAUUUUUAGAAUCAUAUCGAGGUUCACAGAACUUCAAUUAUGGUCACCAUUGAAAUAUUUUUUCAUUAAGAAAUCACAAUUUGGUGCUCUCAAGUGCCUUUAUUUUUAAAUUAAAAUUAAACACUUUGUGACACUGCAAAAAUUGUAAAAAUAUAUUAAAAAGAUUUUUACAUGUAAA
Leptopilina heterotoma is the source of this 1000-nucleotide messenger RNA. RefSeq lists its product as uncharacterized. Bases 80 to 796 code for a protein of 238 amino acids. Lineage: Eukaryota; Metazoa; Arthropoda; Insecta; Hymenoptera; Figitidae. The record is from RefSeq and is a predicted model, not a curated record. The transcript has 14 exons.